Danaus plexippus (monarch butterfly) is the source of this 3621-nucleotide messenger RNA. It is a transcript of the gene me31B, whose product is annotated as ATP-dependent RNA helicase me31b. Gene Ontology annotation, cellular component: cytoplasmic stress granule; P-body. Bases 302 to 1624 code for a protein of 440 amino acids. Gene Ontology annotation, molecular function: mRNA binding; ATP binding; RNA helicase activity. Lineage: Eukaryota; Metazoa; Arthropoda; Insecta; Lepidoptera; Nymphalidae. The transcript has 8 exons. The record is from RefSeq and is a predicted model, not a curated record. Gene Ontology annotation, biological process: P-body assembly; cytoplasmic stress granule assembly.
GCAGUUAAAAUGCUGGUUACAGUCCGUUUCAGUUGGUAGAAAACAAAUUUUUAGUGGUCAACAUUGCACUAACAGCUUUGCUUACUUUGUAAUGUCGUCGUCGAGUAUCGAGUGUCGUCGUCUUUUAUAAAGUUUUAUCAAGAUAUUUCCGGACUAAGUUGGCGAACGUGAUAAACUAUAAAGUAUUAUAUGAAUAUAAAAGUGACUUAUCGUGAAAUUUGUUUAGUGUUGGACUUAAAUAAAAAGAUUUUUGUGAUAAGAUUCUAAUUUUAGUCACCCCUAGAGGGCUUUUUUUGGCAAAAUGAUGACUGAAAAUAGAAUUAGUUCAAGUAAUCACGUCGGAAACAUGAGCAGUCAGAAAGGAGAAGUCGAUAAAACUGUAGAAGAUAUUGGGUGGAAAGCAAAAUUAAAACUACCCCCCAAAGACAGAAGACUUAAAACCAGUGAUGUAACUGACACAAGAGGAAAUGAGUUUGAAGAGUUUUGUCUUAAAAGAGAAAUUUUGAUGGGAAUUUUUGAAAAGGGAUGGGAGAAGCCAUCUCCUAUUCAAGAGGCUUCAAUUCCCAUUGCACUUAGUGGUAAAGAUGUUCUGGCCAGAGCAAAGAAUGGUACUGGCAAGACAGGCGCUUAUUGUAUUCCAGUUUUAGAACAGGUUGAUCCAAAAAAAGAUGCUAUACAAGCACUUAUAGUGGUGCCGACCAGAGAGUUAGCACUGCAGACAUCACAAAUUUGCAUUGAACUGGCAAAACACACAGACAUUCGUGUAAUGGUCACCACGGGAGGAACUAACUUAAGAGAUGAUAUAAUGCGCAUUUAUCAAAAUGUCCAAGUAAUAAUAGCCACACCAGGGCGUAUGAUUGAUCUCAUGGAUAAACAAGUAGCCAAGAUGGACCAGUGCAGGAUGCUUGUGUUAGAUGAAGCGGACAAACUCCUCUCUCAGGACUUCAAAGGCAUGUUGGAUACUGUUAUCUCACGGCUACCAAAAGAACGUCAAAUUUUGCUAUUCUCAGCAACCUUUCCACUAAAUGUAAAAAAGUUUAUGGAGAAACAUUUAAGAGAACCAUAUGAGAUUAAUCUCAUGGAAGAAUUAACAUUGAAAGGAGUCACACAAUACUAUGCAUUUGUACAAGAAAGACAGAAAGUGCAUUGCUUAAAUACACUCUUUUCAAAGUUACAAAUUAACCAGUCUAUUAUAUUCUGUAAUUCGACCCAGCGCGUAGAGUUGCUCGCUAAGAAGAUAACGGAGUUGGGUUACUGUUGCUACUACAUACACGCACGUAUGGCUCAGGCGCACCGCAACCGCGUGUUCCACGACUUCAGGGCGGGGUUGUGUCGCAACUUGGUGUGUUCGGAUCUGUUCACUCGCGGUAUAGACGUCCAGGCUGUGAACGUGGUUAUAAACUUCGACUUCCCGCGCAUGGCGGAGACCUACUUGCAUCGCAUCGGUCGCUCCGGCCGCUUCGGCCAUCUCGGUAUCGCAAUCAACCUCAUCACUUAUGAGGAUCGCUUUGCGCUCCACCGCAUCGAGCAGGAACUGGGCACUGAGAUCAAACCUAUACCCAAGGUGAUCGAUCCCGCCCUGUACGUGUCCCGCCCCGACGAAGACGACUCGGCAGAUAAGUAACGCCGUGCUCUCUGGACUUGCUGACUGGUGAAAGGAAUUAGAAUUAAACUACAAAAACAAAAAACUUAUUUGUAAAAAGUGUAAUGAAUUUAUUGUUAACAAAAUGUGCGUGUAUAUAGUUUAUCGUGAUAUAAGACUUUAACCUGAAGAAGGUUGAUUUUUUUAAACUGUAUAUAAACAUCGGGCAUCAGGACUUACGAAGGCACCUUGCGCUCUUUGUCCAUAUUGGAUUCUGUGCGCGGUAUCCUAGGAUUGUUAAAAAGUAAAAUAUUUAUCUGAGUAUCUACUUGUGAGAGUCUAUCUAAAUUUGUCAGUGAUCUUAGCAUAAAUUGUGGUAGACUUUCAAUUUAAUAUGCUUCUUCAACCUACCCAUAUGUUGUAAAUUUGAGCUAGCACAAGAUUUGUUUUACACUUCUCUAAUCAAUAUGUCUUAUAAUCAGUGUGUGGGUAGGUAACAAGACUAGCUCAAAUCUAAAUUAUUGGAAUAUCAUAAUAAUAUUUGAAAUUCUGCAUUAUGGAUAUUGUUUCUGACCGCUUGGAACAAUGUCAUGUAAAUCAAGCCUUUUUUUUUUCAUUUUAAAUCAGGUUAAAGUAAUACUUUUCAAGACUGAGACCAGUGUGGUUUUAAUAAGAACAAAUCAGGAAAUAAAAGAAGUAUUUUCCAAUAACCUGGCUUGUUUGAUUUGUUCAGACUUGAAUUGUAUCAUUUAAUCAGAUCUUUUUCUUUUUAGUUUAAAGAAGCGGUUCAAAGUCACAGUUUAGAUUUGAAGAAAAUUAAAGAUUCAUGAGGGUUGUACUAAUUAAAGUAUUUUUUUUUUCUAUAUUGUGAUUGAGCUGAAAUAAAUUAAACUUACAUACAACCUUCUUUACAAAACAAACAAUAUUUGCGACUGGCUUUCCUUCCCAUGGAAAGAUCUAGAACUGUGACUAAAAUAAAGCGGGGAAUGCCUACAUUCUGUUAUGGCUUGCAUUGUGUGCAUUCCUUAGCUUAGGGGGGGUCAUCAUAUGAGGGCAUUUUUGUUCAAAUAAAAGCAAAGUUGUUUUGCUCUCAGGAUUAGAAAUUUGGGAUGUCAUGUGAAGAGUUAAAUUUAAUGGUCGACCACUUCAUAAUUUCUUUAAAGCUAUAACAACCAUUGUUAAAUUAUGUACCCAUUAAUUCACUGCCACUGCAGUUGUUGCAUUACAGUUGUAUACUAUAUUCUUUUUUUAUUGGUUUUUCUGUAUUAUCCGUUUAAGUACAAUAGAUAUGUUAUGUUGUUCUCUUCAAUAUAAAACAUUCUUGAAUCAUAGCAAUGAUGUUAAGUAAAUAUGGUUCGAAUAUCUUGUAUCUGUGAUAUAUUUCAUCAUACUCAUGCCUGGUGAUGAUUGGGACAUGGAAUGACAUAAUUAGUGUGUUACUUUGUCUUCCUAUUAGUGUAAAAAAAUAACUUUUAACUAGUAACUUAACCAUUAUUUGGACUGGUUCUGUUUCAAGUCUAACUUUACCGUGAUAUAUUGAUUAGUACAAAAAUAGACUUUGAUCUUUGUGUAUAGGAAAUUCUUGCCAUGACUUUUCACCAAAUUCAUAGCCAGGCAAAUAACCAUAUCAUAGAUAUUUUUAUAAAAAUGUAAUAGUCUCAUAACUAUGAUUUAAAUAUACUUUAUAAGACAUUGAUAUAAAGAAAUCAUUUGUUUAGCACACUUCAUUGAACAAUCUGUUUCCAACAUCUAGACAUGUAUAUAACCAAAUUUUAAAUUAUUUCAAGAUUCCAUAGUGUCAAUUCAUUUAUUAGUUGCAUUAUUGGCAAAUAAAAAUUAUGUGUGUAUUAGUUUCCGAAUUAGUUUUAAAACAAACUAUUAUUAGUAAUAUAAAAAAAACAAGAGACCAAAAGUUUAGUGCUAUAAAAGAUGACUAUUUAACAGAUCUCUUUAUUUAUAUUAUGUAUUAUUUGUUUUUUUCCAACUGAAAAGAUAUACAUUCUUGUUGAUAAAAGGGCCAAAAUAAACUCUUCACACAA